AUGUCGUUUUGCAUUUUCUCGAGCGCUUUUGCUCUUUUCUCCUCAAGCUUUCUCUACAAACAAAGAACUCUAGAGGAACUAAAGCAGGGGAAUAGGAAAAAACCACUAGGUAUUGGCCUUCUGAACCUGCUCCUCUUCCCAGCCGUUGAUCACCACAUCCUCCCGUUUGAACCGGUUAUUGAUCUUCGCAAUUUUCGCGUUCUGCCACGCGCCUAUCUUCGUCUCCACCUCUUCCUUCUUCACUCUCUGCAUCGACGAGACUUCCCGCGUGGGCCCCACCACUGGAUUGCUGCUGUCUGGCACGAUGGCUAAGGGGUUGUUGUAGGUCUCUUCUUCCCUCUCCUCGCGUAUAUUGUCGAGCUCGCGGGGCCCACCGCCUAUGGCGGACCCAGCAAGGACGAGGGCGUUGAACUCUCGGCUCAUGCUCGAGAAGUUCUCGGUCGAUGACGUGGAGAUGGCCGGGGACCGGCCGGCAGAGGCUGCCGGAGGCGGCGGCGGUGGUGUUAGGGCGUGGAUUUCCCGGAUGGCCGGAGAUUGAUCGGGCUCGGGCUCAUCGAGGUACUGUAGAAGAUUGUUGCUUGAGCUGGUUGAGGUGGGUACUAGAGCUCUUUGAUCACUCAACAUUAGGAAAGGAGUUUAGAGAGAGAGAGAGGGGUUUUUGGCUUUUUUAAAGUUUGGACCAAAAAGGAGUGGGGAAGGUGAAGGAGUGAGGAAUGGAUGAGAGCCACAUACACAUGCAUGCAGUAAAAAGGGUAUUGAGUUUCAACUUCAUAAGCUACCUUCUUUUUUAUUACCUUCUUUUUUUUUUUUUUUUUUUUUUUNAUUGGUAUGUAUUGUUAAUUGGAAUAUAAUUGGGAUAGGCCAAGAGUUGAGAUGGCUUUUAUUGGUGGCACUUAUGAUUAAUCAAGGUAGCUUUAAUAUCUUUUGGUCAAUAUUAUGGAGAAGCCCUUCUAUGUUGUUUAUUUUGGCUUUAGCCUCUUU
Striga asiatica is the source of this 981-nucleotide messenger RNA. The record is from the annotation of a GenBank genome assembly. Lineage: Eukaryota; Viridiplantae; Streptophyta; Magnoliopsida; Lamiales; Orobanchaceae.